Molecule: messenger RNA, 2760 nt
Organism: Morone saxatilis (striped sea-bass)
Lineage: Eukaryota; Metazoa; Chordata; Actinopteri; Moronidae
Product: putative helicase mov-10-B.1
Exons: 21
Coding region: 10-2664 (884 amino acids)
Molecular function (GO): RNA binding; 5'-3' RNA helicase activity
Source: RefSeq, a predicted model, not a curated record
CAGGACCAAAUGAGCUUCCUCCACCAGCAGCGACAGCAGCUGCAGAUGUUGCCUGCAGUAUGGCCUAUCCAGAAUACAGGACCAAGAAAAUCUGGUUACCUGAAUGGCCCACACAAUACGUUAACGUUAGAUGCUGAAGCACACAUGGCUCAGCAGGCCCGCAAUAAGAUUCAAGCUCGUUUGAAAUUGGCAAAGUUAUUUCAGCAAUACAGGGCUCAGCCAAUCUCCAAUAAAUAUGGCAUCACUGUAAACUCAGACCCUGUGUCAACAGAAGAGAGGAUCUGCCUCACUGUGUUCGAAAAGAAGAAAGUUGUGCUGCUCACCGUGAAGAACUCUGGUUUCGCCACAGUUUUUUUGACUUUUCAGGCGUUUGACCUCGUUAAGGACAUUUUCACUGUGAGCGACUGUCAUGGACACAUCAUGAAGUCUAUCAAGCGACACAGUCUUGGACCAGGAGAGGCGUAUAAAAUUAAGGUCCAUUUCUACUCUCACCAUGCUGGCUUCUAUGAACAAUUACUGGUCUUUAAGUUUGAAACAUGCCGGCAGUCCGAUACAUUUGAGAUCAUGCGCCUCUUGGAAAUAGUGCGUCAGACAUCUUUUAAUGAAGAGGUCCUCCCCACAGCCGCAAACUCAUUGUGCGACCACCAAACUCUGAGGUGGCCCCCUGCUAAAGGUUCUGGAUUCAUGCUUCUUAAGCCUAUUGUGUCUUUGAAGUAUUAUACGAUGCCUGACAAUAUAAAACUCUUCAGAGAUUCCCACCCGGACCUGCAUAGACCUCUGAACUGGAAUAACUACUCCCAGAGGUUCCACUUGUUGCUGCAUCUUGAGGAGUUCCAGCAGAAGACCGAUAUUGAGAAAUACAACCAGGAUGAUGUGCCCUUGUUCAGACACAAAAGCAACACAAACCUUUUCGUUCUGCAGAUUACAGGUGUCUCUAAGGGCUCGCUAUUGAAGCUCUCUGGUAACCAGGUGCUGGUGACUCCUUUAGAUCAGAAAGGAGUUAAGAGUGAAAUUCACCAAGGCUGGAUCUAUCAUGUGGAUGCAGAGCAGGUCUACCUGCAGUUCAGUGAAAAGUUCAUGAGUGAUUUCAAGGACGGCACGAGGUUCAGGGUUCUCUUCGCUAUCAACCGUAUUCCCAUGCGUAUCCAGCAUAGAGCAGUGGCACGGGUGUACAAGCACGGACUGAGGGAGGUGCUGUUCCCUACUGGAAAACUUUCUUCUCACCAUUUACAUAUACACAGCUUGUUAGGAAUCGAGAUCAACCCGGAGCAACACAUGGCCAUUCAACACAUUUUAGCUGGUUCUGCAAAACCUUCCCCUUACCUGGUAUUUGGUCCACCUGGCACAGGCAAAACAGCGACUUUGGUGGAAGCUAUCAACCAGAUAGUGAAAACUCAGGCGUCAUGCAACAUCCUGGCUUGCGCUCCUUCCAACAGUGCAACUGAUCAUCUUUGUGAGAAGAUUCUGGAAGGAAAUUUAGGCAAUCAGCUAGAGGUGUAUCGCUUGUAUUCCCUAAGCACUCCUGUGAAAAAUGUUCCCCAAAAUAGCAAGUUGUGCUGCAACCUGAUCUAUGGCACAAACACAUUUAUGAUUCCUCCUAAAGAGGAGCUGAUGAGGUAUAAGAUCUUGGUUACCACCCUGCAAACUGCGGGAAGGCUAGUGACAGGGGGGAUUCCUCCAGGUCAUUUCACUUAUAUCUUUGUGGAUGAGGCAGGCCAGGCUGCAGAACCAGAGUGUAUCAUCCCUAUAGCAGGUUUACUGAAUCCACAAAGAUGCCAGAUAGUGCUGGCUGGAGAUCCUAAACAAUUAGGCCCCAUCAUAACUUCCAGAAUAGCACAGGAACAUGGCAUGGGUGUGUCACUGUUGGAGCGUCUGAUGGGGGACAUUGACCUUUACAAGUCACAUGAGACAUACGGGUUUAACAACCGCUUUGUCACCAAAUUACUGAGGAACUACAGGUCUCAUCCUGCGAUCCUGAAAAUUCCCAAUGAGCUCUUUUAUAAAGGAGAACUUCAGCCUUUCGCUCGUAAAGAGAAAUGCAAUUCAUUCUGCAAAUGGGAACACCUGCCCAAGAAAGGUUUCCCUUUGAUUUUCCAUGGAGUGGCAGGUAGUGAUGAACGUGAUGCCAACAGUCCCUCUGUUUACAACAUGGCAGAGGUGGAAGUGUUGAAAGAAUACUUGAAAGCCCUUGUUGACCAUAUUUGUAAAAAGAGAGGGACCAAAAUUCAACCAAGAGAAAUUGGCAUCAUUGCGCCGUACAGAAAACAAGUGGAGAAAAUCCAGAAGGCUCUUGAGAUGGAUAAAGAUCUCGAGAAGGAGAACUUGGAAAACAUAUUGGUUGGCUCAGUGGAGCAGUUUCAGGGUAAAGAAUUCAAUGUGAUUCUGAUGUCUACAGUCCGCAGCACUCCCAAACUGACUGCGCACAAGCAACGAUUCACUAUAGGCUUUCUUGAUAAUGAGAAGAGGUUCAACGUGGCAUUGACCCGAGCACGAGCCUUACUGAUUGUGGUUGGAGACCCGAGAGUUUUGAAAACCGACCAAAUCUGGAACAAAUUCAUUCAUUACUGCUAUAAAGAAGGGGGUUAUCGAGGAAUUACAGUCUCUGAUGCAGAGGAAGAAGAUGCACCGACAAACGCACACUUAUCACACCACUGUGGAGAGUGAUUCAGCAACAGCUGGACCCGUGUUGAAGGACAGACUUCGCACACGAGCUCCAGAAUAAAGAACUUUAUCAAGAAUGAAGUAGAAUAAAGAACUGGA